UGAAAAUUAAUGUUACUAAGAGCGUGGAAGUCGUUGAAUAAACAAUAUGAAGUCAAUCAGUCUAGCAUUACUUUUUGUAACAUUGUUGAUUUGCUCUUCCGUUGAGGCAAAUUCACUUGGCCGAAUCGUCAAUGGAGAUCAAGCUGUGUUCUACCAGUUCCCAUGGCAUUGUUCUAUACAAAAUACCAAAACUACGGCUGCAAAAGCGUAUUGUGGUGGUACACUUAUAGCUGCUAAUUAUGUGUUAACCGCAGCAUCAUGUCUAAAGGAUGUGAGCCUCAUACAAGUUGACUACGGUUCCAUUUUAUUUUCUCAACCUUUUGAGACACAAUACACGACCCAGUACCAGAACCAUCCGCAGUACAACGAACAAUACAAAAUCAAUAACAUCGCAAUAAUUCGGCUACCAGCCAGUGUAACAUUCAGAACGAACGUGCGAGCAAUUUUAUUACCUCGAGUUAGUGACCAAGGUGAUACGUAUGAAUCCUACGAUUCGUACGUAUCGGGUUUCGGAGUGGCGGAGGCCGGUAGUAGUUAUCUAUCGAACGAAUUGCGUUACGCUCAGAAAACGGUUAUCUCCAACGAUGUUUGUCGUCAGAGCUUCGAUUAUCGCUAUAUUGAAAGUACGGUAUUGUGUGCAACUGGAUUCAAUGGAAGCACCCAAUCAAUUUGUUAUGGCGAUCAAGGCGGUGCUUUAAUAAGCCACAUUGAUGGUGCAUGGGUACAAAUUGCAGUUGCUAGCAACAUUCAUCCAAAUGGUUGUACCGGUUUGGCACCAGCUGCUUACACUAGAGUUGGACCAUAUUUGGAAUGGAUAGAACGCUUGACGGGUAUUGCCCUGAGACCAUAAAUUGUUUUACUUUUACUGUCAGUACUGCCAGUGCAAACUUGCAAAUAAACAAAUUUAUUAAAUAUAUAGAAGUAGUUGCAUACCA
Bradysia coprophila is the source of this 935-nucleotide messenger RNA. Its product is annotated as epithelial serine protease-like. The record is from RefSeq and is a predicted model, not a curated record. Gene Ontology annotation, biological process: proteolysis. Lineage: Eukaryota; Metazoa; Arthropoda; Insecta; Diptera; Sciaridae. Gene Ontology annotation, molecular function: serine-type endopeptidase activity.